Messenger RNA from Orycteropus afer afer, 969 nucleotides. RefSeq names its product lymphatic vessel endothelial hyaluronan receptor 1 (gene LYVE1). Gene Ontology annotation, molecular function: hyaluronic acid binding; transmembrane signaling receptor activity. The record is from RefSeq and is a predicted model, not a curated record. Gene Ontology annotation, cellular component: plasma membrane. Lineage: Eukaryota; Metazoa; Chordata; Mammalia; Tubulidentata; Orycteropodidae. The transcript has 6 exons. Gene Ontology annotation, biological process: cell adhesion. Bases 1 to 969 code for a protein of 322 amino acids.
AUGGCCAAGUAUUUCAGCCUGGUGUUGCUCCUUGCCUCCACCUGCACCAUGAGGUUCCUGGUCCAAGGCUCUCUGCGAGUAGACGAAAUUUCCAUCGCAGGACCAUGCAGAAUUAUGGGGACCAAUCUUGUGGGGAGAAAGGCAAAGGAACAGCUGAAUUUCACAGAAGCCAAGGAGGCAUGUAGGCUACUGGGACUAACUCUGGCCAGCAAAACCCAGGUUGAAACAGCACGGAAGUUUGGCUUUGAGACUUGCAGCUAUGGAUGGGUUGAAGAUGGGUCCUCAGUGGUCAUCCCUCGGAUUGUCUCAAACCCCAAGUGUGGGAAGAAUGGGGUUGGUGUCCUGGCUUGGAAAGUUUCACCUCACCAAAGGUUCAGGGCCUAUUGUCACAACUCGUCUGAUAUUUGGAUUAACUCAUGCCUUCCAGAAAUUAUCACCAACGAUCCCAUACUCAACCCUCAAACUUCAACAUAUGCAACAGAAAUUAAUGUCAGUGACAGUACAUAUGCAACCUCACCCCCUUCUUCUGCCCCUGUUCUCACCACCGCCCCUGCUCGGGCUUCCACUUCUACUUCACGGAAACGAAAAUUAAUUUGUGUAACAGAAGUUCUGAUGGAAACUAGUACCAUGGGUACUAGUACAGAAAGUGACUCAUAUAUUGGAAGUAAAGCAGCAUUUAAGAAUGAAGCUGCUGAGUUUGGAGGUGUUCCCACAGCUCUGUUAGUGCUUGCCCUCCUCUUCUUUGCCGCUGCAGCUGGUCUCGCAGUCUGCUACGUGAAAAGGUAUGUGAAGGCCUUCCCUUUUACAAACAAGAGUCAGCAGAAGGAAAUGAUUGAAACCAAAACAGUGAAGGAGGAGAAAGUUGAUGAUAGCAACUCUACCGAGGAAUCAAAGAAAAUUGAUAAAAAGACAGAAGAGCCAAAGAGUCCACCUAAAACCACAGUGCGGUGCCUGGAAGCUGAAGUUUAG